This is a messenger RNA of Salmo salar (Atlantic salmon), 877 nucleotides long. It is a transcript of the gene folr, whose product is annotated as folate receptor. The record is from RefSeq and is marked provisional. Lineage: Eukaryota; Metazoa; Chordata; Actinopteri; Salmoniformes; Salmonidae. Gene Ontology annotation, cellular component: external side of plasma membrane. Gene Ontology annotation, molecular function: signaling receptor activity.
AGGGAGUUUCCCACAAGCCACGGACACAUAUGAUCAUACACACACCUGAGGUUACAAAGGACUCAAAAUCACGUUUAGGUGAUUGAAACAGGACUUCUGCACCAAUACAUUUUACAAGCUGUAGAGACAUGUGGUGGGUAUUGGUCCUGCUGCUAUCCCUGGCCAGUCGGGCUCAGUCUUUAGAAAAGCUCAACAUGUGUAUGGAUGCCAAGCACCACAAAAAAGAGCCUGGCGCCGAAGGACAACUCUAUCAACAGUGUGCUCCAUGGAAAGAUAAUGCCUGUUGUACAGCUAACACCAGUACGGAGGCCCAUGAUGAUAACUCCUAUCUGUACAACUUUAACUGGAACCACUGUGGUGUCAUGACCCCCAAAUGCAAGAAACACUUCAUCCAGGACACCUGCUUCUACGAGUGUUCACCUCACCUGGGGCCCUGGAUACAGCAGGUGGACCAGUCUUGGCGUAAGGAGCGGAUCCUAUACGUGCCUCUGUGUCAGGAGGACUGCCACAGCUGGUGGGACGACUGCAAAGAUGACUUCACCUGCAAACAGGACUGGCACUACGGCUGGGACUGGACCACAGGCCGUAACCGUUGUCCUGCUGAGGCUAGUUGUCGUAAGUGGACAGAUAUCUUCCCUACAGCCCAGAUAAUGUGUGAGAAGAUCUGGUCUGACUCCUACAGCUACACCAACCUGCCCAAGUCUUCUGGCCGCUGCAUGCAGCUGUGGUUCACCGGGAAGAACCCCAACGAGAAGGUGGCGGAAUACUACCUGAACCACGCCCCCUGGCAACGUGUUACCCCCACAACACUCCUCCUCCUGGCAACAAUGUCAUUAAGCGUUGUCCUGCUCUGAAUAAAACCACAGAUGUUCAUGUC